AUAACAUUUUCCUUUCUCAGCUGUUACUCCCUUCUGUGCUCUAUUUAUGUUGAGUGCCUGUUGAGAUUGAAGUGCACUGUGCACUGUCUUGUGAUAGAAGGACCUAUUGGACUUUGAGGUUCUGGUGAUUCUUUCUCAAACGUCUGCACCGGUUUUCUGAAAAGAUAACAUGGAGGACAAGUGCGCAAUCAAGAAAGAUCUUACUGAAUUGAUAGGCAAUACACCAAUGGUAUAUCUCAACAAUGUUGUUGAUGGUUGUGUAGCCCGUAUCGCUGCCAAGCUUGAGAUGAUGGAACCCUGUUCUAGUAUUAAAGACAGGAUUGCGUACAGUAUGAUUAAAGAUGCAGAAGAUAAGGGUCUGAUUACUCCAGGGAAGACUGUCCUCAUUGAGCCUACUAGUGGUAACACUGGCAUUGGAUUGGCAUUUAUCGCAGCAAUCAAGGGUUACAAACUCGUACUUACCAUGCCAGCUUCAAUGAGUCUUGAGAGAAGAAUUGUGUCCAGAGCUUUUGGAGCUGAGUUGUACCUUACAGAUCCUGCCAAGGGCAUUCUUGGGAUUUUUGAGAAGGCCAAUGAGCUACUAAGUAAAAUACCAAAUAGUCAUAUGCUUCAUCAAUUUGAAAAUCCUUCCAACCCGAAGAUCCAUUAUGAUACCACUGGUCCAGAGAUAUGGAGAGAUUCAGGAGGGAAAGUUGAUGCACUGGUUGCAGGGAUUGGGACUGGGGGUACUGUAACUGGUGCAGGGAAUUUCCUCAAGGAGAAAAACCCAGAGAUCAAGGUGUUUGGGGUAGAACCAGUUGAAAGCGCAGUCUUGAAUGGAGGACAGCCUGGCAAGCAUCUGAUCCAAGGAAUUGGUGCUGGUCUUAUCCCUGCUGUUCUGGAUGUCAACCUGCUUGAUGAGGUUAUUCAAGUAUCAAGUGAGGAAGCUAUUGAAACUGCUAAGCUGCUUGCCUUGAAAGAAGGUUUGCUGGUGGGAACUUCAUCUGGUGCUGCAGCAGCUGCUGCAAUAAAGCUGGCAAAGAGGCCAGAAAAUACUGGAAAACUGAUUGUUGUGAUUUUUCCGAGCUUUGGAGAGCGUUAUCUGUCGUCCGCACUCUUUGAUUCCAUUAGGCGUGAAGCAGAAAACAUGACUUUUGAUUGACUGAAUAUGUCUGAAAUGACGAUAACUUUUUUUUUUAUUAUUUUUCUCAAGUAAAAUGAUGAGAAAAAUUCCCUAUAUUUUGUUUGCCGUUUGGGCAAAAUCUUUAUAUUCUUGUUAAAUUUUUGUUUCGAUGUAAAAUAUUUUUCGUUGUAAAAUAUUUUCAACGAAAAAAAUUAAUUUCCUCUGAAAA
Messenger RNA from Alnus glutinosa, 1331 nucleotides. Its product is annotated as cysteine synthase-like. The transcript has 11 exons. Lineage: Eukaryota; Viridiplantae; Streptophyta; Magnoliopsida; Fagales; Betulaceae. Gene Ontology annotation, cellular component: cytoplasm. Bases 170 to 1141 code for a protein of 323 amino acids. The record is from RefSeq and is a predicted model, not a curated record. Gene Ontology annotation, molecular function: cysteine synthase activity.